Messenger RNA from Spinacia oleracea (spinach), 663 nucleotides. RefSeq lists its product as uncharacterized. Gene Ontology annotation, cellular component: chloroplast. The coding region runs from base 138 to 500 and encodes 120 amino acids. The transcript is spliced from 3 exons. The record is from RefSeq and is a predicted model, not a curated record. NCBI's taxonomy places the organism in Eukaryota, Viridiplantae, Streptophyta, Magnoliopsida, Caryophyllales, Amaranthaceae.
AAAUCCUGUAGGCAGAUAAGAUUCUUGGCCAGGCGAAAGGCAGCCAUGUCACAAGCAAUUUCCACCAUAUCCUGGGUAACGAUUUUAUCAAGAAUUAGAACCUAAACACAUUCUUUAGAUUCUACAAAAUUAAAAUAAUGGCAGCGAAAAUUGGUUUGUCUUCCUCCUAUGUUACUACGAAACUUCAUUGUCUACCGAAACUACCCUCAACUUCAUCGCCCCACUUCCAUUAUUCUCCAAGGAUUUGCAACCAUUCACAUUUCAGAAUUUCUGCUAAAUUAGGCGGAGAAGAUGCAGAAGCAGAAUUAAAGAAAGACGGGAAGAGGAAGUUUAUCACCAAAGAGCAAGAACCAGAACAGUAUUGGCAAACACCAGGAGAAAGAGAAGGUGAAAAUCCAAUGUCGUCUCCACUUCCUUAUUUUUUCAUACUUGGCAUGUCCACCCCAUUUAUCAUUCUAGCCAUUGCGUUCGCCAAUGGCUGGAUAAAAACUCCUAAUUAGAUGAAUAUAUAAAUUAUAAUGCAUACUUUAUCAAAUUCUUCUGAAUUCAUUCUGUAAUCAGUAUACCAUACCAGGCCCUCAGGCAGGCUAUCUAUCACCAGAUUUUAUGUAACUGCCACUGCCAGCUUCUACAUAUAGUUAUAAAUUGGAUGACAUUUUCAAA